GUGUGCUGCUGUGUGAGUGCUUGUGUCUCCCUCUCGCCUAUCGCACACGCUCCGGCACUAGUGCAGGCGGCUCCCGGCUCCGCUUGUUCGCUCGCUUGCUCCGGCCGCUUCGCUCCCGCUUAGCCGCCGCCGCUGCAGUCGCAGCCGGGUACGGUGAGUGACUGAGGUGCAGCCACCGCGCUCCCCGACUGCCCGCCAGACCCCAGCCUCAGCAGACUACACCGCACCGGGCCGUUCGUCCGGGUGCCUCCCGCAGGGGCUCUGCGUGCACCCUCGGGCCACCGUCCCAGCCAGGACGCACUCCUCGAGGGCUGCGCACUCCUUCCCCUCCCGGCCGUCCGCUGCUCUCCGCACCCCGUGACCGCUGCCCCGUCUUGUCCCGCAGGACCUGCCCGGACGGGACCACGCCGCCGCCGCCGCCACCGGGAACAGCGCUUCGGGGCCGGCCUGAACCGAGCCGCGCGGGGCCGCCGCUGCCGCGGGCGGGGGAUGGGGAUGUCCGCCAGGCGCGCGGAACCCGCAGGGGGAGCGCGGAGCCGGCGCGCAGCCUGAGAGCCCCGCGCAGCCUGCGCCCCGCUGCUCCGUGCGCUCCCGCCGCCACCCGCGCCUCGAUGGCGCCAUCGCCCCGCCGCUGACCGGCCCGUGUCGCUCGCUCAGCCAGCCCGCGCUGUCGCCCUCGGAGUCCCGCCAGCCGCUGGGGCAGCGGCCUGCAGCCCGCGUCUGCCCGCGCCCUCCCACCCGGCCUCGCCAUGGCGCUGCGCCGCCUCCUACUACCGCCUCUGCUGCUGUCGCUGCUGCUGUCGCUCUCGUCCCUGCACCUGCCGCCUGGCGCUGACGCCGCCCGCGGCCGCGCGGCUAACCGGACCCUAGGAGCCGGAGCCGUCGGGGGUCGACGUUCCGGAGGCGCCCUAGCCCGCGGCGGCCGCGAGCUGAACAGCACCGCCCGGGCGUCAGGCGUCCCGGAGGCGGGCAGCCGGCGGGGACAGUCCGCGGCGGCGGCGGCAGCAGCAUCGGCCAGCGCGACCGUCACUUACGAGACGUGCUGGGGCUACUACGACGUGAGCGGCCAGUACGACAAGGAAUUCGAAUGUAACAACAGCGAGAGCGGCUACCUGUACUGCUGCGGCACCUGCUACUAUCGCUUCUGCUGCAAGAAGCGCCACGAGAAGCUGGACCAGCGCCAGUGUACCAACUACCAAAGCCCAGUAUGGGUGCAGACGCCCAGCACCAAGGUGGUGUCGCCGGGACCCGAGAACAAGUACGACCCGGAGAAGGAUAAGACCAACUUCACCGUCUACAUCACCUGCGGGGUGAUCGCCUUCGUCAUCGUAGCGGGCGUCUUCGCCAAGGUCUCCUAUGACAAGGCCCACCGCCCGCCGCGAGAGAUGAACAUCCACAGGGCUCUGGCUGACAUCCUAAGACAGCAGGGACCAAUCCCCAUAGCACACUGUGAAAGAGAAACCAUCUCGGCCAUCGAUACCUCUCCCAAAGAGAACACACCAGUCCGAUCAACCUCGAAAAACCACUAUACCCCUGUGCGCACGGCUAAGCAGACUCCAGGGCAUUAUGGGAAGGAUGCUUACCGAAGUGGAGGACCAGAUCUCCAUAACUUCAUCUCAUCUGGAUUUGUCACAUUAGGAAGAGGACACACGAAGGGUGAUCGUCAGUAUAACCAUCCAAUCUUAAGCAGCGCUACCCAGACCCCAACACAUGAGAAGCCACGGAUGAAUAACAUCUUGACGUCAGCCACCGAACCCUAUGACCUCUCCUUCUCACGAUCUUUCCAGAACUUAGCUCACUUGCCUCCAUCAUACGAAUCUGCAGUGAAGACCAAUCCAAGCAAGUACUCAUCUCUGAAGAGGCUGACUGACAAGGAAGCAGAUGAGUAUUACAUGAGGCGGAGGCACCUGCCAGACCUGGCAGCCCGUGGCACCCUUCCCCUCAACGUCAUCCAGAUGUCUCAACAGAAGCCAAUGCCUCGAGAAAGGCCACGCAGGCCCAUCAGGGCCAUGUCUCAGGACAGGGUCCUGUCCCCACAGAGGGGCUUGCCUGAUGAAUUUGGCAUGCCCUAUGACCGAAUCUUGUCAGAUGAACAGCUGCUCUCCACAGAGCGCCUGCACUCCCAGGACCCAUUGCUGUCCCCAGAGCGGACGGCCUUCCCGGAGCAAUCGCUGUCGCGGGCUAUCUCGCACACGGACGUCUUUGUGUCCACGCCAGUGCUAGACCGCUACCGUAUGACCAAGAUGCACUCCCAUCCCAGUGCCUCCAAUAACUCCUAUGCCACCCUGGGCCAGAGCCAGACAGCAGCCAAGCGCCAUGCCUUUGCUUCCCGCAGACACAACACGGUGGAGCAGCUGCACUAUAUUCCAGGCCAUCAUACCUGCUACACAGCCAGCAAGACCGAAGUGACCGUGUGACCCGCCGCCGUGUGGCCAGGCUGCUUGGCAGAGAGAAGGCAGGGCAGAGCAGAGCAGGGCAGGGAUGAGGAGCACAGCGUCCAGCCUUGCUCUCCUCUCCUCACCGGUUCCCCCAUUGGAGCUGGAGGUGGACUGCCUUUGUCCAGAAAGCCAUACCCCCCAGGGACAUGGCGCCAAAUGCCUGGUCCAAAAAGCACAGACCCAGGCUCUAGAGCUCUUUCUCUCCCAGUAGAAUCCUCCCCAUGCAAAUGAGAAGAGCGGUGAGGCCCCGAUCUUUCCUACCACCUGUGCUGCUCCCUCAGUCCUCGCCGCCCCCACCCUUUCCUGGAGACUCAGUCGCAGGUUCUGCCAGCCAGUGAACCCUCCCUUGAAGGUAAUCCGAAGCUGCCUGAGUUUGAACAGCCAGUCGGCCAGCGGGUGCAGUCAGUGGGCUGACCGAAUAGGCUACUCGGUCUCCUUCCUCUAUCUAGAACCGCAUCACAGAAAUCUCUUAGUGCCUAAAAACUGCCUGCUCGCUCUCAGCCAGAGAGCUGCUGUGUCCAUAAGCACAAUAUGAUUCUCUUCUGCCUGCUGGAACUCUGGUCUCUACCGAGUGGCCCUUCCCUCGCUGAGCCCUGCAGCCCCACAACAGCAAGGGUUCUCUUCCUUUAGCUGCUUGGUUGCCCCUGCCCCUGUGCUGUGGGGGCUGUGCUCUCCCAGCCUUCACUGAUUCUCCUCAAACCUCUCUGGGGCUUUAGCUCUUGCCCACUACGAACGAGGGAGCAUUAGCUCCUGCCCUCCAGAGAGUAGUAGCGAUGGGUUGCCAGGACUUUAAAAGUGCCUUGGCAGCCACCUGGUCGCCCCCCCCCUUCCUCCAGGCCAUUGGGUCUGAACUAGGACCUCCUCUCAGGCCUGCCUUCUUCACCCGAGCUCUGCUCCCAGGAGGCACCUGUGGUGGGCAGAGAGCUAGGGUGGGGGGGCCACUGUGAUGCCCAGGAUCUCAGGGGCUCACCAUUCCCAUUUUCUAGGGCUCUGCCUGUCCCUACCCACGAGCCUCAGGCAGGACAGAGGCAGAAGUUUCCAGACAAAAGAAGCUUAGCCCCUGAACAGGCAGGAGCUCUCUGACGUGGCCCUGCCCGGCCCUGCACACAACGUUACACCAGUUUUGCCCAUUCCACCGCCUUUUUCUGUUUAGAACUCAUUCUCUCUCCCUGUGCCCCCCCACCUACCUCCCCAACUCACCCCCGCAGCUUCAUUACUUUCCUCAAACCAGUGGAUCCAUGGGACCAAGACCCAUUGGCAAAUGCAAAUAAAUAAUGGUGUCCCAGGAUGCUGUUCUGGGGGCCAAAUCAACUCCUCCUCCUCGCAGGGGCACUCGGGCACCCCAGCCCCCUCUUUGCCUCCAAUCUGAAGGUGGGCAAGGUGUGACCAGCUACUGGGAAACUAUCAAUGAGAGCAAUCAUCUACCCCAAGAUCAAGAGGAGGAAGACACUGAGUCCCCCUUUCUGAGGGCCAGGGCACCCCUCUGGUCUGGGACUGGGAAUAAUCAGCCCCAGACUGCUGGUGGAGUGACCUAAGAAAUGGAACCAUCGCUUACUAGACUCCCGCAGCAAUGCCCUUAAGUCAGAUUUUAUAUCCCCUCAGUUUGCAUGGAUAGCCCUUGAAAAGAGAGGUGGUGAAAAGCUUGUAUUUGUCCUGGUCAUUUUUAAUCUGGCCAAGUCUAGGAGUCAUGAAGAAGUCACUGGACUGCUUCCACUCACUGCUUUCAAGAGCUGUAAGCUCUCCUACACCCCUCCCCAGAAUGCCCCAACUGUGAGAGCAGGAAUGUUCCAUAGAACACAGAAGGAUGGAAGCUGGGGUUUCCAAAGGCAGGCCUUAGUCUCCCCACUGAGGGGGUGUCCUUGGCCACUCUGCUUUCCUCCCUGCAAACACGUAAACCUUUUUAAGGGCUGGUUCCCAUGGGUCUAUGAGCUUUUGUUGCAGAAGGUAAGGCUUACAGGGAAGAGAAGAACUCAAUCCAAAUAGAGAGUGGCUCACUUACAGAAGCAAUGGCAUGUCUCACAGCUGGCCCCCAGCCCAGCACCAUGGAACUCUCUAACCUUAGCUGGUCCCUUUGAAGGCCGUGUGCUGGUGGGAAGGUGAAAGUUUGAGAUUGUGGUGGGUAAGAAUUCCCUCCUAGGUGUUUAGACAUCCCAUGGAGAAUCUUCCAGACACUCAAUUCUCCACCUUUUGGGGUACAAGAUUUUACCCCAGGCUCUUCCCCUAGCCUUGACUCUGACAAAGGCAUCUCUCUGUCUAUCUUCCUGUCAUCUGUCUGUCUGUCUGUCUGUCUCUCUCAGGGGUUGUUUGAUAAGUUGAUUCCAAACUACUGCUCAUCCCUGCCUUAUCACCUUCUUGUAUAAAACACCCGGGAUUGGUUACAUCAGAAAAUUCUAAUGGAAUGCUUGCUUCUCCUGAAGGCUUUUCUGCUUCAUCUUUGGAAGCAGAGGAAUAGUUACAGAGAUGGAAGUCUAUAGACCACUCUAAUCCAGUUCCCUACUCCAAACCCCAGAAAACUGUGUCUUAACUGGGACAUGAAAUACACUACACCUCCUUCAUUCUGCAUGACUCAUUUAAAUUACCUGUAGUCAACCAUUAUCCAGAAAUAUUAACAUUUGUCAUUUUGAAAGAGUCCACAAUAACAUAGCAUUUAUUACAGUAUAUUCUUAUGCCUUGUCCUAUUUUAUUAUUAUCAAUCUCUUCCUGUGCCUAAUUUACAAAUUAAACUUUAUUGUGUGUGUAUGUAUAUGAAGAAAACAUAAUACAUAUAGACAGUCUCCUACUAUGUGUGGUUUCAGCACCCACGGGGAUUGUUGGAGCUUAUCCCUUAGUGACAAGGAAAAACAACUAGAUCCCAUUAACUCACCCAUCACUCCAGAACCAGAUAGCUAUGUUGCUGUAUGAACUCACUUGAGAGUAUCUGGGGCUGGAACCCAGAUGUCACUGCUUCAAGCCCAAGCAGGCUAGUGUUCUCUGUCACUCAAAGGAGGGUCAUGGCUCCCUCAUGAUAAAUACUCAUGUCCCAAGCAAAAGAAACUCAAGGUUUCCCUUUGCUUGUUUUGUCCCUUCGUGCAUGUCUCAACUACCCUGGGCUGGGGUAUGUACAGGUCUUACUUUCCCCAAGUGUUCUUCCUAAAGACAUCUUAAAAACCCUAUCUUUCCACCAUCCUUUCUCACUUCCUCCAGUGAACUCUUGGCUCCAUAUAUUUAUGAGCCACAAAAGCUUGCCAAUAAUUCCUUAACCUCCUAACUGGACUUUGAUCUUCAGAAUUCCCCCAGUACCUUAGGCAAUGUGUUUCCCUUAAAAAAGUUCCAGUCCUUUCCCCAGCUGAAAUCUUUCCCUCUCUUUCCACUUCCAUCUUAAACUUCCACACCAGUUUCCUCGUGCCUUCCCAUCAUUUCCCUCUACAAUCAUCAACAUCCUUCUAGCCCUAGUUUCUUUCACCUGGACCUGCUGAAGUCUCUAGUUUUAAGAACUGGAAUUCUUGAUGUAAACUGUGGAAGACUCUGGCAGUGUUCGAGUCCUUUGUUUGCCUCAUUAGUUUGUUACACUUCCUCACAUGGGAAAUGUUGCCCCAAGGUGUGAAGUCAUGGGCUUCCCCCAUCCCUCUGAUCUCUGUAAGGAAAGGGAAAGAGUUGCCUGAUCAGAGGUGCCAUGGACAAAAGAUCAGCUUUGGUUCCUGCAGCUACCAGACUCAAGAAGCUCUUGACUCCGACUGCUACUAGCCCAGAGUCUUCUGCUCUGGCCAAAGAUUCAUCCCCUUUGAUGCCUGUAGCUCUUGCUUCUAUUCCAACACACUUUUUCUAGUGGACAUCACAGCUUUCCCUUCAUCCAAGGAGCAGUCACCCCAACAUCUCUGCUACCAAACUCAACCCAUUGCUUUUGGAGAGUUCUUAGCUGCCACUUGCUUCAUCCCUAAUUUCUUCCACAAAUGUCUGUGGACUGGACCCAACAUCAUAGUUUGAAAGGGAUGCCCAUCACUUGGACCCUAGAAGGCACCUGCUCUGAGAGGAGGAGGGACUUUAGCUCCUACACAUCCUCUGCCAUCCUCUCUGAGUCUGAGGAAGUGGGAGAUGUUUUCAGGAGGCUUGCUGUGCUUUAAUGAAGUAUUUUCAGGGCGUAAGAGUUAAUUUUAACGUGACACAUCUUGGUAGUAAGUUUAACAUGAAAGAUGAAAGACAAGUCUUCCUAGUCCCUCUCUUUAAUUUUGGAAAGUGGCAUAUGAGAGAGAGAGAGAAAAGAGAGAGAGAGAGAGAGAGAGAGAGAGAGAGAGAGAGAGAGAGAGAGAGAGAGAGAGAGAGAGAGAGAGAGAAGACUGAGGCUCCAGAAAUAUGACUUCUAUGUCUGGCUUUUGUCUCCAUCUUGCCAUGUGACUAUGGGCAAGUCACAUUCCAGUUCAGUGCCUCAGUUUCCACACCUAUAAAAUGAGGAGCUUUGACUAAAUGAGCCCUCAAUUUUUCAUUCAACUCUUACCCUCUAGGGUUUUCAUUCUCCACUCUUUCCUGUCUCUAAUUCAUCCCACUUCAACUGGGCUGCACCCAACACACUCUGCUACCCUGUGGCAACAUCCUCAGAGGUCCUAGACAGCCACCAGAUUGCUCACGAGAUUUUAGGUGGAACCAAUGGGCUCAGCCACACAUGGAUACUCUUGUAUUUGAAAGUUAAGGUCUGACCACUCAACAGGUCAUUGAGCAUGUGCCUCAGAAGCCUCUCAUAUAAACAUACCUAAACCACCUGGGUGUCUGUUGCUGUGAAAUGUGAAAUUGUAAGUUUGGAGUUUUCAUUUAUGGUGUCCUUAUAGCUGGAGGGAGGUAACUCUGCUUUCAGAGAGGGAACAGGCUGAAAAAAAAGGGUCUAGAUGUCUGACCAUGACAUUUGGGCACAAUUUGUAUUUAAGGUCAGAUGGAUAAUUCAUUCUAUGUCCCAAAGGAGCACUUUGGCAGAGGCUUUGUAUGGCAAGGGAUGCCAUCAUAUCCCAUGCCACAGCAUGCAUUCUGGAGACCACAUCAGGAUGCUGAAGCUCCAUACCAACUGGACAGGAUGAGGCAUCACCACCUGGGCUUCUGGGAGGCAGGUUUACAUCCCAUCCCAAUAUCUUUGUGGCCCCUCUUCGUGAUACUAUCCUCCUCCCCAUGAAGGCUUGUGAAGCACCACUGGAAAUUCCAAGUCACUGUCAUCAAGCCCAUCUUGUAAAUCGCAAACACAUCAACCUUCCAUCAUUCAGAAAAAUAAUACUGUGAGUUUGCUUAACAGUCCCCCUCAUGUGGGAGGAGAAGAUCCUGCUCAUCUUUGCUGCCAACCCUCCAAUGACCCUCAGAUGCCGCUCCAUUAAGAGGACUCAUUCAUUUGCUUCAUAGUGGCAAAGACAUCUCUAGUCCUGUAAAAUCAACUAGACAUUUUGUAGUAAAGAAUUCUUGAAAUUCUCUAAUAAAAGGCAAUUCUUACUGUAACAUUUUUAGUUGGGGACACAAUUUCCUAAGGGGGGUGCAUUAUGGAACAUUUUUACUCAUUAGCUGGAUUUAUGGAUUCUAUGUUUAUUAUAUGGUAGUAGUAUGAAAAGUACCUUUCUAUCCGUACCUCUGCAGUUUCUCCAUCACUCACAGUGCCCCUCAUUACUGCUUCUGUACAAAUCUCAUCAUUCUCCUUCGCUGUCAAAGCACACCCUAUAUGUACUGUAAACAGAGAUUGCUUUAGUGAGAUUUAGUCUUAAGGAUUUUUCCACUUUUGUCAGUAACAGUUAUUUAUGGAUCAAAAAAUAAAGCCGUUUCAACAUAA
Mesocricetus auratus (golden hamster) is the source of this 8211-nucleotide messenger RNA. RefSeq names its product shisa family member 6 (gene Shisa6). Gene Ontology annotation, cellular component: postsynaptic density; AMPA glutamate receptor complex; postsynaptic membrane. The record is from RefSeq and is a predicted model, not a curated record. The transcript has 6 exons. Gene Ontology annotation, biological process: regulation of short-term neuronal synaptic plasticity; regulation of AMPA receptor activity. Lineage: Eukaryota; Metazoa; Chordata; Mammalia; Rodentia; Cricetidae. The coding region runs from base 750 to 2417 and encodes 555 amino acids.